Messenger RNA from Strongylocentrotus purpuratus (purple sea urchin), 1231 nucleotides. Its product is annotated as N-acetylglucosamine-1-phosphotransferase subunit gamma. Gene Ontology annotation, cellular component: Golgi apparatus. Bases 55 to 903 code for a protein of 282 amino acids. The transcript has 12 exons. Lineage: Eukaryota; Metazoa; Echinodermata; Echinoidea; Camarodonta; Strongylocentrotidae. The record is from RefSeq and is a predicted model, not a curated record.
AGAACGCACAUUUAACAUCCGGGAGUUUCAAUAUUCCACGACUGCAAAGUCAAGAUGGCCGCGCACUGUGUCCACAAAAUUUGGUUCUAUGUUAUUCAAGCUAUUUUACUGUUUGAGCAAGGCUCAGUUUCCAGUGAAGAGGUUCGGAUGAGACUAGUAGAGGAGCCUAUAAAUCUUGGCAACCAGCAAUGGAAUGCUCCAGCUCAGCCUAAAUCUCUUUUUCCAACUGUUCAAUUUUCAAAUUUUACAGGUCCACCACAUUUACGAAGAUUAGUAGGAAGAUGCUUUUCAUUAGUAGAAAAUGAUUACAAGUAUGAAUUAUGCCCGUUUCAAAAUGUAACGCAACAUGAGCAGAGCUUAAGAUGGAACCCCUACAGUGGAAUACUGGGGAUAUAUGAAGAAUGGGAUAUUGUGAAUAACACAUUCCAGUCCAUGAUAUUCAGAGAUGGAGAUACGUGUGGACAGAAAAAUAGACAAGUUAAAGUACAACUGAAAUGCGGUACAAAGCAUGAGUUAGAACAUGUAGGGGAGCCUGUCACAUGCGAGUAUGCUAUGGUUUUCCGUACGCCACUUGUUUGCCAUGAACAUUCAUUGCUUGUUUAUCCCAAUUUGAGUGAAGAUCAACAAGCAGAAUGGAAUGAGUUAGAAGGGAGGUUGUAUCGAGAAGAAGUCACCCAACAGGGCUAUAAGAAGAUGCUACAUACUAUCUUUGAGUCUGCGGGGUACGUUCUAAACCCCAAACAGAGACCCCUUCCUGCCAAACAAGAUCAUGAGACGCAUCCUGAUGAUUUCACCAGUCUGGACACAUGUAAAGACGAAUAUAGAAAACUCAAUGCUGAGAUAGAAACGUUGAAAUCACAACUCGAAUCAAGACAAAAUGACCCAGACACAAAUAACUUAUAGUUGUGGUCAGCCACAUUUGUGUUCGAUUCAUAGAAGCAGUUGGUAUGUCAGUUAACUUGGACGGUGAUUACGAUAGAGAUGAUAUCUACGAUCAGGAUUGAUAGAAAGCCGACAGUUUCUCGCAAGUCGCAACGACACCAGAUCCAUUUCCUGUGAGAAAUUCCUAUCAAAAUGUGAAGCAAACUUAUGUUGGUAUUCUGAUAUUGUCACAUACAAGUACUCUCUCUUAGAGAGCUGUCGACCAGUGUGUUGUAAAUUUUUCAAUCACAAUAUGACAGUUGGCUUUUAAUUGGUAAAUUGUCUUUCUAGUUUUUUUUUUUUUUCGAAG